CCCUCCUGCAAGAACCAGGCACCUCUCUUUCUCUGUCUCAGAAAAAUGGUUUUGUGGGAAGAAACCCUUGAAAGAUUGGUGGGUGUGGAGGUGUUGUUCACAGUGUUGGGCGUAGUAGUAGUAGGAGUUUUAGGAUACUUGUAUGGGCCUUACUGGGGUGUCAGACGGGUACCCGGCCCACCUUCCAUUCCCUUUGUAGGGCACCUCCCCUUGCUGGCUAGGUACGGCCCUGAUGUCUUCUCUGUCCUUGCAAAACAAUACGGCCCUAUUUUCAGGUUUCACAUGGGUAGACAGCCACUGAUAAUUGUAGCAGAUCCGGAGCUUUGUAGAGAGGUGGGGAUAAAGAAAUUCAAGGAUAUUCCAAACAGAAGUGUACCCUCACCCAUAUCCGCCUCCCCUCUUCAUCAAAAGGGUCUCUUCUUCUCCAGGGAUGCCAGAUGGUCAACCAUGCGGAACACAAUAUUAUCACUCUACCAGCCAUCACACCUUGCCAGACAAAUACCCACCAUGCAAUCUUUCAUUGAAUCUGCAACUCAAAAUCUUCACUCCUUUGAAGAAGAAGACGUCACUUUCUCCAACCUUUCCCUCAAACUGGCCACUGAUGUUAUUGGACAAGCAGCAUUUGGUGUCAACUUUGGCCUCUCUAAGCCGCUGUCUAUCAAUGAUUCAGUUCAGAUUGCUGUCAACGAGAAUGAUGAUAAGGAAGUCUCAGACUUCAUCAACAAGCACAUUUACUCCACAACACAGCUUAAAAUGGACUUAUCUGGCUCAUUUUCGAUCAUUCUGGGUCUACUUUUUCCCAUUCUCCAGGAACCUUUUAGGCAGAUCCUGAAGAGAAUACCUGGAACAAUGGACUGGAAAGUUGAGCAUACUAAUCUGGAACUGAGCGGCCGGCUUGAUGAGAUUGUAGUGAAAAGAAUGAAAGACAGGGAAAGGCCUUCAAAGGACUUCUUGUCACUCAUACUGAAUGCGAGGGAGUCGCAUACGGUAUCAAAGAAUGUCUUCACACAAGACUAUAUUAGUGCAGUUACUUAUGAGCACUUGCUUGCUGGAUCUGCCACCACAGCCUUCACAUUGUCUUCUGUUGUCUAUUUAGUUGCUGGACAUCCAGAAGUUGAGCAGAAGUUGCUUGCAGAGAUUGAUGGCUUUGGCCCACCUGAUCUCAUGCCAAGCGCUAAUGAUCUUCAAAACAAAUUCCCUUAUCUCGAACAAGUCAUUAAAGAAGCCAUGAGGUACUACACUGUUUCCCCAUUAGUUGCAAGAGAAACAUCAAAGGAAGUAGAGAUAGGAGGUUAUCUUCUUCCAAAGGGCACAUGGGUGUGGCUAGCACUUGGAGUACUAGCAAAAGAUCCAAAGAACUUCCCAGAGCCAGAAAAGUUCAGACCAGAGAGGUUUGACCCAAAUUGUGAAGAACAGAAAAGAAGGCAUCCCUACGCUUUCAUACCCUUUGGAAUUGGGCCCCGAUCAUGCAUUGGCCAGAAAUUUUCCCUACAGGAAAUAAAGCUCUCAUUGAUUCAUUUAUACAAGAAAUAUGUAUUUAGACAUUCGCCCACCAUGGACAAACCUUUGGAACUUGAGUAUGGCCUAGUUCUCAACUUCAAGCAUGGUGUCAAGCUUAGAGUCAUAAAACGAACAUCCAUUUUGUCAAACAUGGCUCACUAAACUCUUCACUCAUACAUGGUGAUGCACGCAAUAAGACACUUGAGGCUGUUUUGGUUUCAGGAAAUUGCAAUAAAUCAAUCAUCUUCAAGGUGUUCACCCUA
Messenger RNA from Corylus avellana, 1763 nucleotides. RefSeq names its product cytochrome P450, family 711, subfamily A, polypeptide 1 (gene CYP711A1). Lineage: Eukaryota; Viridiplantae; Streptophyta; Magnoliopsida; Fagales; Betulaceae. The record is from RefSeq and is a predicted model, not a curated record. Gene Ontology annotation, molecular function: iron ion binding; monooxygenase activity; heme binding.